AUGCCUGCGAGGACGCAAUUCGCCCUCCACACAAUCUUCACUGGUCUUUUCGUCUUCGGCGUUCUCACAUUCAUCUACCACAACCUCGACCAAGUCCCAGCCUCGUUCAAGAUGGCCAGCCAAGACAAUGACAUCCUCUCGCAACUGCAUAUAUCUCUCAGCCAGGCAUCAAAGUCGCCACCGGCAAUAUCAAUCAAGGUGACCAACAACUCUCCCAAGCCCGUCACCAUCCUCACAUGGGACUCGCCGCUGGACCAACUCGCCUUGUCGCUAGGCACGGUAUACAUCACGCCCUCGGAUGCGUCUGAGCCGCUGGAAAUCAGCCGCAUCAUGGUACAGCGCAAGACGCCUCCCAGCGACGAGUCGCUUGUGAGCCUGGCCCCGGGCGAGAGCCGGGAGAAUCAGGUAGAGCUCAGGGAGCUGCUGGUGCCGGCCGAGAAACUCAAGGGGAAGAAGUCCACGGUCCAGGUCAAGGGGCGGUGGAUGGGGGUCUGGCCGAAGUCGAGGGACGAGUUGAACGAGGAGGCUAUCGAGAAGGGGGCGCAUGGAGGUGGCGCUGUGGCUGGCACAUACUCGUCGGAAAGCGUCGAGAUCGAGGUCGACUGA
Messenger RNA from Diaporthe amygdali, 606 nucleotides. RefSeq lists its product as uncharacterized. Bases 1 to 606 code for a protein of 201 amino acids. The transcript has a single exon. The record is from RefSeq and is a predicted model, not a curated record. Lineage: Eukaryota; Fungi; Ascomycota; Sordariomycetes; Diaporthales; Diaporthaceae.